Molecule: messenger RNA, 1095 nt
Organism: Salvelinus namaycush (lake trout)
Lineage: Eukaryota; Metazoa; Chordata; Actinopteri; Salmoniformes; Salmonidae
Product: cysteinyl leukotriene receptor 1-like
Exons: 3
Coding region: 1-1095 (364 amino acids)
Biological process (GO): G protein-coupled receptor signaling pathway
Cellular component (GO): plasma membrane
Molecular function (GO): leukotriene receptor activity
Source: RefSeq, a predicted model, not a curated record
AUGGAUCUAGACGAGUUUGACAACGUGACUCUGAGGUACAACGUCACCAACUGUCCAUCUAUCGAUGAAUUCCGCAACCAGGUGUAUUCUACGGUGUACUCUAUCAUCACGGUGUUCGGCCUGGCCGGUAAUGGUUUCGCCCUGCUGGUUCUGGUUAAAACGUUCCGUCAGCGUUCUGCGUUCCACAUCUACAUGUUGAACCUGGCCGUGUCCGACCUGCUGUGUGUCUCCACGCUGCCGCUACGGGUCCUCUACUACGUUAAUAAGGGUCAUUGGAACCUGGGAGACUUCCUGUGCAGGGUUUCGUCCUAUGCCCUCUACGUGAACCUCUACUGCAGCGUGUUCUUCAUGACCGCCAUGUCCGUCACACGCUUCCUCGCCAUCGUGUUCCCCGUGCAGAACCUGCGCCUGGUCUCAGAGCGUCGCGCCCGUCUGGUGUGUGUCUGUAUCUGGGUGUUCAUCUGCACUGUCUCCUCCCCCUUCCUCAUGACUGGUCAGCAUCUCGACCCAGCCACCAAUAAGACCAAGUGCUUCGAGCCUCCAGAGCGCAAAACAGGGGGCGGGCUUAACAAGCUCAUCAUGCUCAACUACUUAUCAUUGGCUGUGGGCUUCGUCCUUCCCUUCCUGGUCAUCCUGCUGUGCUACGUCGGGAUCAUUCGGGCCCUGCUGUCACGGCAACAUACUGCACAGCGCCAGAAGGGGGCAGGGUCUAAGGCUAUCCGAAUGAUCGUCAUAGUGAUGCUGGCGUUCCUGCUGUGCUUCAUGCCGUACCACAUCCAGCGCUCCGUCCACCUCAGCUUCCUGUCCCAGACUGCCACUUCCUGUUCAGAGCUGGUGUACAUGCAGAAGAGUGUGGUGGUGACACUCUGUCUGGCUGCCUCCAACUCCUGCUUCGACCCCCUGCUCUACUUCUUCUCUGGAGAGGGCUUCAGACGACGCCUGUCAAGCUUCAGGUCGACUAUCAGGAAACAACCGCAGAGACAGGGGGCACAGCCACCACUGAGGAGGGGAACAAAGAGAGAGAGAGAACGGGUCCUACCCAGCACAGCAGAGACAGAGAGCACAGUCACCACUGGGGAGGGGAACAAGCUAUAG